Messenger RNA from Marasmius oreades (fairy-ring Marasmius), 825 nucleotides. RefSeq lists its product as uncharacterized. The transcript has 4 exons. The coding region runs from base 114 to 608 and encodes 164 amino acids. Lineage: Eukaryota; Fungi; Basidiomycota; Agaricomycetes; Agaricales; Marasmiaceae. The record is from RefSeq and is a predicted model, not a curated record.
CGUGUGCCUGCUCAUUUCCCUUCGACAAUUAUCGUUUGUCUCGUUCAGAAAAAUUCGAACACUACCUCUUAUUCUAUCACGCUCGUUACACCGGAUUUCAAUCCUUGCCCAUUAUGAUCUGUUCCUUCAACCCCCGAAUACUUUUCGGUUGCUUCUUUUGGAUGGUUCUCGCCUCUGGUUUACGCAUUCUCGGAGACAAUCUUCUUUCUCGCGAUGUUUAUUCACCAAGAAUUACUAGCCCUGCAAGAGGCACCGUCUGGAUGGUGGGCUACAACGCCACCAUCACAUGGGACACCUCAAAUCCGCCCCAGCAUAUUACCAACGCGAUUGGCGAGAUUGUUCUAGGACACCUGAAUGAAAAUGAUUCCAACGAACACCUUGACCUAGGACACCCUCUCGCCGAAGGGUUUGACCUUCGUUCUGGUACUGUUACCGUCAAAGUACCAGAGGUGAAGCCGGGUGAAAAUUACUUUGUUGUUUUAUUCGGCGACUCUGGAAACACAAGUCCACCAUUUUCCAUAGAAAAAUUGGAGGAUGACUACGGUACAAUUGGUCUUAAUGCUCUUCAACUUCCAUCUCGCGUUAUUCGACGUUUCUCGGGACUCUAGAAGAAACUUUCAAAGUCAUCAACGCCUCGUGGACGACCUGAGCCUCUCUCACCGAUACUCAAACUUCUUUUGCCUUCCUUCAAGUUCUCAACUCAAGAAAUAGCAUUACUUCGGUUACGCCCCCCGAUAAAUAUCGCUGUCUUGUGAUCUACAAAUCUAAUCUUCCAGAUAUGCUUUGUUCGAACGAAAGGAUGGUACUUCUUAAGCACUCGACGAC